ACUCUCUUCUCGGUGUUUGGAAAUGUGGUCAAACACGGUCUUUCGUGUUUGAUAUGUUACGUAACAAAUGAGAAAGCUACCGGACCUGCUCACUUCGGAUUUGUCCGACUGAAAGCAGAUGGAAUCCAGGUUGUUCAAAGCACGAUUACGCUUAUCUUUGGUUUUUAUGUUGGCAUUAAUUUCGAUUUCUGUUUUGUAGCUUUCUAUUAGUAAGUUUUAAUAUAGGCUCGAUUUCUGCCGCUCUCUAAGUCAUGUCUACGUUUCUCCGCGGGCUCCUUUCCCGUACAGCGGCUGGUAAUCGAACCUAGUUUUAAUAUCGGCUGGUAACGUACGAACUAUUGAAAUCAGUCUGUCGUAUUAAAGGGCUUUUUAGAAACCCGUCUCUAAUGUAAGUGUCUAGUGAUCGGUUGCCCAGAAAAUUCAAACCUGCCUGAAACCUCCCUUUAUCCAGCUGCCUCAACGAUGUGCUCGGAGAGGUACUCAACAAAGGUUCAACGAGAACGCUCCGCACAGAUGUGAACUCCUGUACCCCUCCCCCCUUUUACAAAGCAUCCGUUGACAGAAAAGGCAACCAUUUCAUACACCUUCCACAGAAAAGAGUACCCCGGCUUUCAAGUACCUACUUUCCACUAACUCAGAAUACUUUGAAGAAUCAGCUAUUUGGUGCGUUUCUUCGAGGAUAUUUUGAAAGGCUCUUUUAAAUACCUUAAUGACGGUUCUUCCUGGCUUCAGUCGUCUAUACUUCAAGUCGUGAAUUCCCUUAAAAACAUCUCCGCUUGAAACGAAAAGUACCCUCAUUGGGUGGAGCUGUUCUAUAAGGAAUGCCAUCCACAUCAAUGUGAACAACCACCUUUUUGUGUCCAGAACCUUCAUUUCUUCAUAAAUGAUCAAGAUACGAACUCUCAAAAUGCCUGAUGAGAAAAUAAAAGUUGAAUGGAUAUUGUCUCAUGCGCAUGCGAACUAAUUACAACAUAAGUCGAUGUGGGUCAGAAAUUAUGCCUUUCACGACACAGCUAGUAACUCCGUGUAUUUCCAGCUCAUUUGUAUGGUCCGUCGAUAUCAUUGCUUGGCGAACAAGUGUUCCCGUACGAGCGAGGAGUUUCUUGCUGGCAUGCUGUUGGCGCGGAAAUUGGGGCGAGAGCGCGAAUGCGGAACAAGUUUAAAAAGCUCUCUCGUCGUGACAGGACCAAAAGGACUCGGGUAACAGGCAAAGGCCUGUUCCCAAUCCACUUUUCUUUAAUCUGCUCCUGGUUUUGAUCAGAGCAAGCAAAACGGGAAAACGUAAUUUGGAGCGACAUACGAAAUCAUCCCAACGGAAGUUUAAGUUUCAGUUGUUGUAUAUCGAGGUACAGGCAGUUUUUUUGCCAUUUCUCUUUCUAGCAUGCUAUAUACACUGUACAUAUUGGACUGGAUGUCAUUCCCAGGAGACGGCCCAGUAUCAAACAUUUUUCCUUUUAGAGAACCCUAAUCAGCAAAAGGCUUUCAGUCUGGCAGAAAAACUAUUGUACAAUUGUCAGAGCUAAUUCUUGGUUCUUAUUGAACAAAAGAGGGUAGGUUAGUUUUUAUACGCAUUUUAAUUGACAACUCUGCAUGAAAGUUCUUUGAAUUUCCUUGAAUCACGAGAUGCGACGUCUUGUCAGUCAGUGCAAAUGAACCUGGCGCUGACCACAUCCGUUGUUGACCUUUCUCCCGAGCACAUGAGUGAAUCUUGAAAGAAUCGUCACUGGUGUACAAUAUAAUAAUCAGGGAAAUUUGAAUAACGAGCAGACCAGUACCGCCAAAGGGCAAAUAAGCACAUUGUGCGGUGUCGACCAUAAAUACCGUUGAUUUCGAUUUUCGCUAUGUAAAUAUUUUACCCUGAACUUUCUGUUAUUGUAAAAUUGUAACCAGGUCUUCUCAAGGGGUAAAGAACCUCGCAGUCAUUGGAAAGCACUAGAUCUCUCUGCCCACAAGUUUGACAAUCGCGGAUUUACUCGCUUGCAGUCAUGUAAAUAUGAGUCAUUUUCGCUGUUUACUCCCACGCCUUGAUUUCCGAGAUAAUUUCUCAGCGAAGCGGAAAUCAGCUAACCCUGGUGCCGCAAAUCCACGAAUACUAACAAAUCUUUAGACCACGAAUUAGAAGUCGGUCAGCAGCACGGACGAACCGGGCACCAAGAGUGUUGUUUGCUGUUUGUUUGGCCCAUAACUCUUCUGAUUUCUGCUUUGAUAAUAACAUUAUAAGUGAGAUCGAUUUACUUGAGACCUUUGUUUUCGUGUAACAAAGCGAUUUCCAAUGAAGCCUACGAUGGUUUUGACCGACGAAGACGUCCUGCGAAUAAGAGAAUCCUUGGCGAAGACACUGACACCUCGGCACAAAGUUGUUAUAGCACCUUGCUUGGCCGAGGUAUUUGUAAACAAGAUGCGACUAAGCAUUCUCCGACGACCCACCAAAGAAAAAUGGAGUACCGUAGGACGAGGAGUUGUAGCUUUAGUCUAUAAUACGGACAGCCUUGGACAACGGAUUGAAAUCUGUUUGACGUCGUUAAAAACCCGCGCAGUGGUAUGGAGAGAGACUGUUGUCGCGGACAUGACAAGGAUCGAGUCGCCACAACCAACUUUCCACACUUUUAAUAGCACCAAGAACUUUCAUGAAAAAGCUGGAAUACGAUAUGAAAAUGAAACGGUUGCCAGUCUUGUUCUCCGAGCGCUGAGUGUGUUUUCAUCGCAAUCAAACUCGAAGAGAGAUACCUUAAGAGGCUCUGGACAUAGACCGGCCUUGAGGUCACACUCCUUCAAUGUCGCACCAAGGCCAAGACACCCUCGAGCUCACGAAACUGCUUUUGAGAGAUGCACAGUGGCCCUGUCCAAUAUUCAAAUACAACAAGUCUUCAGCGCGGAAGGAAGGCCUCUGGCUGCGCCACAAAUAGCGACACCGUGCGGAGAAGAAGCGAGCGCGCUGACUGCGCGGUCGCAAGAAAAAGACCGGCACCUUGUUUCCAUAUCCGAGGUGUGCGAGAAACCCACAACCGAUAUUAGCCGCAUUGAACGGCCUGCCAAGCCGGAGAUUUUGAACAACAAUCGGCCCGUCCGAAGUUUUAGUUUGGUUCGACGAUGUACGGAACCAGUUCUCAAGAGAAGGGACUUGAUGGUAACAGAUUUAUGUACAACUGAACUUUAAAUGAUUUGAAAUUUCAACAGACUGAGAAGGAUGACCCUGCACUGAAAGCUGUGUAAAUGAUACGAAUGUAAACGAGCCGAAAACUCAAGAAGUUAUUGAUAUUUUUGGAAUAUAGUGCUACAUGCCAGGGUGAAAUUUAAUAUUAUACUAGUGUUGAAUGUGUAUAGUUUUUAAAAAUGGAAAUCGGUUUGAAGGAGAAGACUUCGCAGUAAAGAUUAGCGGGGCAAUUAAGAAUGGAUUUCUAAUAUCUACAGUAAGAUUAGAUCGCGUACAGAUUGCUUAGAACAUAAUUUUCCUACAAGUUAAUUUAUUGAGAAAAAUAAAGAUGUUCAUAUUGCCUCUCCA
Molecule: messenger RNA, 3502 nt
Organism: Orbicella faveolata
Lineage: Eukaryota; Metazoa; Cnidaria; Anthozoa; Scleractinia; Merulinidae
Source: RefSeq, a predicted model, not a curated record